Messenger RNA from Solanum dulcamara, 1651 nucleotides. RefSeq lists its product as uncharacterized. Bases 280 to 1503 code for a protein of 407 amino acids. Lineage: Eukaryota; Viridiplantae; Streptophyta; Magnoliopsida; Solanales; Solanaceae. The transcript has 15 exons. The record is from RefSeq and is a predicted model, not a curated record.
ACAUAAACUAAAAAAAAAAAAGACUGGAGUAUCUGUGCUCCCUUUUGACAAUUCCAAGGUUGGAUAUUUUCCUAUAUCAAAGAUUCCGAAGAAACAUUGAACUUCCAACAUUCCAAAUUUUUGAUUUUGGUGAAGCAUAGAUUCUUACUUUCCUAAUCCUUCAGAUCAGCAACUUCAACUUCAGGGGAAUUUUUCACUGGAAUCUCCCAACUCAUAUUUGGGCUAAGCAGAUGUUAGUCCUUUCCUGAUUCUGAAAAGGAUUGUGAGCUUGUGACUAAGAUGGGGACGCCAAUGAAACGCAGCUCAAACUCGAGAAGACGGAAUGAAAAGAUGAGGCUUUUUGUGACUACUUUUAUUGGAGUUGUAUUCGGGUUUUUCCUAGGUGUAACCUUUCCUACAAUUUCAUUGUCCAAGUUGCCCUUACCUACUAAUCUUAUCCCAUCGAUUGAUCUACCUGACAUGGAAAAGUCAGGCCUCUCAACUCAAGCUCUAUUAAAUGUUUUGAAAUCCUUGAAGGAUCGCGUUGGCAGUUCACACAAGAAUAAUGCCCCAAAGAUUUGGGUUUCGUCAAAUCCCAGAGGUGCCGAGAGGCUACCCCCGGGUAUUGUAACAUCUGAAUCUGAUCUUUAUACUCGAAGGCUGUGGGGCCUGCCAAGUGAGGACUUGAUCAUCAAGCCAAGGUACCUUGUGACCUUCACAGUUGGCCUCCAGCAGAAGAGUAACAUUGAUGCAGCAGUAAAAAAGUUUUCAAAGAACUUUACGAUUAUGCUGUUUCACUAUGAUGGCCGAACCACUGAAUGGGAUGACCUUGAGUGGUCAGCGCGGGCUAUCCAUGUCAGUUCACCAAAACAGACUAAAUGGUGGUACGCAAAACGUUUUCUACAUCCUGACAUUGUAGCACUGUAUGACUAUAUAUUCAUCUGGGAUGAAGACUUGGGGCUUGAAAAUUUUAACGCGGAGGAAUAUAUAAAGUUGGUGAUGAAACAUGGUUUGGAUAUUUCACAGCCUGGUUUAGAACCAAACAGUGGGUUGACAUGGCAGAUGACAAAAGGGAGAAAUGAUACUGAAGUUCACAAGGAAACAGAAGAAAGACCUGGCUGGUGCGCUGAUCCACAUUUGCCACCUUGUGCUGCAUUUGUUGAGAUCAUGGCACCGGUUUUCUCUCGAGAGGCGUGGCGUUGUGUUUGGCAUAUGAUCCAGAAUGACUUGGUCCAUGGAUGGGGUCUUGAUUUUGCGCUUAGGAGAUGCGUGGAGCCCGCUCAUGAAAAGAUAGGAGUUGUAGAUGCUCAGUGGAUUGUACAUCAAACUGUUCCAUCUCUUGGAAGCCAGGGUAAAUCGGAGAAUGGAAAGGCACCAUGGGAAGGGGUCCAACAUUUAAUAUUGGCUCAGGUUAGAGAAAGGUGUCGAAGAGAAUGGACAAUGUUUCAGGAUCGCAUGGCUACUGCAGAGAUGGCCUAUUACAAGGCAAUGGGAAUGGAUCCCCCUAAUUCCACAACUAAUUAGGUGGACACUCACUAGUUUAUAAAAUGCUUGUAGAAUUUCAGACUUUUUGUGUGCAAAUAUCUAAUAUUGGUUUAGAGUUCCAAGUGUGGGUAGAAAGAAAUAUAUGUACUCCUUAUAUUAAUAUAAUACAUCUUUUGUUUAUUAUCAA